AUGAAGUGGCAUUUUUCCCAAUUCAACACCAGUGUUGUUCGGGGCCAGACAUUCGCUUGUGAUGUUGGGAAGAGCCCUGCAGUGGCGGGUUAUGGGUUUUGUGACAAGUCUUUGGGGGUGGAAGCAAGGGUGAAGGACCUUGUGGGGAGGUUGACAUUGCAAGAGAAGAUAGGGAACUUGGUGAACUCUGCUGGGGAUGUGAGUAGGCUUGGGAUUCCAAGGUAUGAAUGGUGGUCCGAAGCACUUCAUGGAGUGUCCAACGUUGGCCUGGGGACGCGAUUCUCCAACGUGGUUCCUGGUGCAACCAGCUUUCCCAUGCCUAUUCUCACUGCUGCUUCUUUCAACACUUCAUUGUUUGAAGUCAUUGGAAGGGUGAGGCUUCUCCUCUUGUUACUUUUCUUGUGUAGCUUUCCCUUCUUUAUUGAAUGGAGGUUAGUGGUUUCAACGGAAGCAGGAGCAAUGUACAAUGUUGGCCUUGCUGGUUUUACAUAUUGGUCACCAAACAUUAACAUAUUCAGAGAUCCAAGAUGGGGAAGAGGUCUUGAAACACCAGGGGAAGAUCCUGUGCUCACUAGCAAAUAUGCAGCAGGCUAUGUCAAAGGUCUUCAACAAACUGACGGUGGGGACCCCAGCAAGCUCAAGGUUGCUGCUUGCUGCAAACACUAUACAGCCUAUGAUGUGGAUAAGUGGAAAGGAAUUCAGCGUUACACCUUCAAUGCUGUGCUGACAAAACAAGAUUUGGAGGACACAUUCCAACCACCAUUCAAGAGCUGUGUGAUUGAUGGCAAUGUUGCCAGUGUCAUGUGUUCCUACAACAAGGUUAAUGGAAAGCCAACUUGUGCAGACCCUGACCUCCUCAAGGGUGUUGUCCGGGGUGAAUGGAAACUAAAUGGAUAUAUGGUUUUUCACUGUGACUCGGUAGAAGUGCUUUACAAAUAUCAGCACUACACCAAGACUCCUGAAGAAGCUGCAGCUGUAACAUUCUAA
Molecule: messenger RNA, 987 nt
Organism: Glycine soja
Lineage: Eukaryota; Viridiplantae; Streptophyta; Magnoliopsida; Fabales; Fabaceae
Product: beta-xylosidase/alpha-L-arabinofuranosidase 2-like
Exons: 5
Coding region: 1-987 (328 amino acids)
Biological process (GO): xylan catabolic process; arabinan catabolic process
Cellular component (GO): plant-type cell wall
Molecular function (GO): xylan 1,4-beta-xylosidase activity; alpha-L-arabinofuranosidase activity
Source: RefSeq, a predicted model, not a curated record